Molecule: messenger RNA, 879 nt
Organism: Colletotrichum abscissum
Lineage: Eukaryota; Fungi; Ascomycota; Sordariomycetes; Glomerellales; Glomerellaceae
Product: S1/P1 Nuclease
Exons: 2
Coding region: 1-879 (292 amino acids)
Biological process (GO): DNA catabolic process
Molecular function (GO): endonuclease activity; nucleic acid binding
Source: RefSeq, a predicted model, not a curated record
AUGGCUCGCCUCACCCCCCUCACCCUCCUGGCAGCCGCCGCCCUCCCCAAGGCCGCCCUCGCCUGGGGCUCCAUGGGCCACGCGACAAUCGCCUACAUCGCCACCAACUUCGUCGCCCCCGAGACCAAAACCUACUUCCAGCAGCUCCUGGCCGACACCACGGACGACUACCUCGCCAACGUCGCCAGCUGGGCCGACUCGUACCGCUACACCACCGAGGGCGCCUUCACCUCCACCUUCCACUACAUCGACGCCCUCGACGACCCCCCGCACUCGUGCGGCAUCGACCUCGACCGCGACUGCGGCCCCACGGGCUGCAUCGUCUCCGCCCACGCAAACUACACCAACCGCCUGCUCCAGCAGCCCGCGCUCUCCCUCGAGCAGCGCCAGAUCGCCGCCAAGAUGGUCAUCCACUUCACCGGCGACAUCGGCCAGCCCCUGCACUGCGAGAACCUCGAGCUCGGCGGCAACGGCAUCGCCGUCGAGUUCAACGGGUCCAGCACGAACCUGCACGCCGCGUGGGACACCAACAUCCCGCAGUCCAUCACGGGCACGGGAAGCAGCGUGCUGGCCGUCGCAAAGUCGUGGGCCUCGAAGCUCAGCACCGAGAUCAGCUCUGGCGACUUCAAGACGGCGUCAAAGUGCUGGAUCGGCGGGCUGAGCCUCGAGGACCCCGAGUCGCAGGCGCUUGCGUGGGCGACGGAGAGUAACAAGUUUGUGUGCUCUGUCGUUCUGCCGGAUGGCCGUGAGGCUGUGGAGGGUAAGGAUAUUAGUGGCGCGUAUACGACGAAUGCGCAGCCUACUGUCAGCAUGCAGGUUGCCAAGCAGGGUUACAGGCUUGCCAAGUGGCUGGAUGCCAUUGUUGCCCAGCUGGCUUGA